Molecule: messenger RNA, 1416 nt
Organism: Aspergillus alliaceus
Lineage: Eukaryota; Fungi; Ascomycota; Eurotiomycetes; Eurotiales; Aspergillaceae
Gene: tif34
Product: translation initiation factor eIF3 subunit i
Exons: 4
Coding region: 324-1334 (336 amino acids)
Biological process (GO): cytoplasmic translational initiation
Cellular component (GO): cytoplasm; eukaryotic translation initiation factor 3 complex, eIF3m
Molecular function (GO): RNA binding; protein binding; translation initiation factor activity
Source: RefSeq, a predicted model, not a curated record
AACUAUACCCGGUACGGACAUAAGCAGCUAGUCAAAGUUAGGGCUGAACGCAGUCAUGUGAGAUUAUUACCAUACCGGAUUAUCUAUCCACCGUUACGGCAAGCUUUCAGCACAGGAACAGUCUCGAACAGGAAAGUCUUGGCGCGCGAGCCCGAACUGUGCGAUGAAAUUCACUAGUCUUGACAUCGCCGACGAAGAGAGCCGCCAGCACCCCGCCAGCAGUUCCGCCUCAGAGACGAUACAGUCAGUCACAGGUUCCAUCUGUGAUCGAGUACCUUUGUUUUUCGUCACUUUCCCGAAAUUCAUAGCUUGGUCGGCCCAACAUGAGACCUAUUUUGCUUUCGGGCCAUGAACGGUCCCUCAACCAGAUCAAAUUCAACCGCGAUGGUGACCUUCUGUUUUCCGUAGCGAAGGAUAAGAUUGUGUGCGCUUGGUGGUCGGCUAACGGCGAGAGACUCGGUACCUAUAACGGACAUCAGGGUGCUAUCUGGACAGUCGACGUGAGCCCCAACACCCAGCUUCUUGCCACUGGGUCGGCAGACAACACCGUGCGACUAUGGAACGUGAAGACGGGCGAGUGUGUUAAGGUGUGGGAUUUCCCUACGGCCGUCAAGCGGGUCGAAUUCACUCCGGAUGGAAGCAGACUUUUGGCCGUCACGGAGAAGCGUAUGGGCUUUUUGGGUACUAUCGCCGUGCUUGAUAUCAACUAUGGAGAGGACUUGACAUCUCAGGCUGAGGAGCCCAGCUUGAAGAUUACCUGCACGGAGAGCAAAGCAACGGUUGCGGGUUGGAGUUACUUGGGCAAGUACAUCAUUGCUGGUCACGAGGACGGUAGCGUCAGCCAGUACGAUGCGAAGACCGGUGAGCAGUUGGAGAACGUUCAGGCCCACGAGUUCGACCACCAGAUCAACGACAUCCAAUUCUCCGCAGACCGCACAUAUUUCAUCACCGCUUCCAAAGAUAAGUCCUCCAAGCUUAUCUCCAGCCGUAACCUCGCCAUUAUGAAGACCUAUGUUGCCGACACUCCCCUUAACAGCGCCACAAUUACACCUAAGAAGGAAUACGUGAUCCUGGGAGGUGGUCAAGCUGCUAUGGAUGUCACCACAACGUCUGCUCGCCAGGGUAAAUUCGAGGCCCGUUUCUACCACAAGGUUUUCGAAGACGAGAUUGGCCGUGUCCGUGGCCACUUCGGCCCUCUUAACACUGUUGCCGUUCACCCCUCCGGUUCCGCCUACGCCUCUGGUGGUGAGGACGGUUACGUCCGUGUCCACCACUUCGACAAGCCCUACUUCGAUUUCAUGUACGAAGUGGAGCGGGAGCAGCUGCGCAAAUAAAGUGAUUGGCGUUUAAAGAACUUUUUUUUUCCUAAUUACGCAUGUGUCAUGAGGCAAAGUCAUUUUUCACCAAACGAAAAGC